Malassezia restricta is the source of this 822-nucleotide messenger RNA. Its product is annotated as DUF1183 domain protein. Gene Ontology annotation, cellular component: endoplasmic reticulum membrane. Lineage: Eukaryota; Fungi; Basidiomycota; Malasseziomycetes; Malasseziales; Malasseziaceae. Bases 1 to 822 code for a protein of 273 amino acids. Gene Ontology annotation, biological process: regulation of store-operated calcium entry. The record is from RefSeq and is a predicted model, not a curated record. The transcript has a single exon.
AUGUUGGGCGGCCCUCGGAGUGCGCUGGUAGUACUGCUUUGCGUGGUCACAUUUUGCAUGAGUGUCUUGGGUAAAAAACAUCAAAAUAGCCCAUAUGAGAAAGUACGGUUCUCCGAUAUCCGGACACUGACUUUGUACCGCGGACGGAUGACAACGGCACGUCGUUUGGAGCCUAUACCACAACUUACUUGUGAAGGAAGCUUGUGCCACAAAUUUCAGCCUGCCGUGAUUCAGUGCCAAAGCACCGGUGACAAUCAAUGGAAAUGUGAGUCGCAGCUUCCUUUGUGGGCUCAGUUGGGGGCUGUCGAGGUAUCCUGCGAAGGCUGGAACUUUAGUGACGAUAUUUUCGUUUUGAAAGGAUCCUGCGCUCUGCGCUACGAACUUUUGCCCACAAGUACUCGUAUCAGUGGAAGUUGGGAGUCGAUUCUCUUUAGUGUGCUCUUCUGGAGUCUGGCUGUGUUCAUUGUUCUCUCGUUGCUUCACACAUGCCUGGGAACGGAAAGAUACAAUGCUAUGGACGACCACAGUAAUGGCGCUCCACCGCCGUAUCAGAAACAUGUAACGUCCACCUUCUCUUCUCCUGUGACUCGCGCCAUGUCGGCCUUAGGACUCGGUGCUAUAGCCGGCUAUUUCUUCCGCACGCGUCAGACGGACCCUCCUUCCACCCAUGGCGAUAUGUACCGCCCGUUCCCUGCUUAUGGGACUAUGCCUCACCAUGGCGUAUACUAUGGAGAUGCUGCUGCGCAACUCCACAGUGACCACAUAGCUUCCUCUUCGUCAGCCCACACCAGCACAGGCUUUGGCGGCUCAGAAAAUCGAUAA